AUGCCUGGCACUAUCCCUCUCAGUGCCAGCGAGCUCAACGCUCUAGUCAUUACCGAAAGAGUCAACUCUUGCCUCUCUAUGGCUGGAAUUUUCUUCGUCCUCAUCACCUACACGUUCUCCUCCCACUUCGAUAAACCGAUUAACCGCCUCAUCUUCUUUGCAACUUGGGGAAAUAUUGGUUCCACCGUUGCAAGUUUGAUAUCAGAUGCAGGACCCUUGGCUGUUGUAGGCCACAAGACCGCACCGUUGUGCCAACUUCAAGGAUUUUUAGUACAGAGAGUUGACGCCUACUGGGCCUUUUGCAUGGCUAUCAACGUGUAUUUAGUAUUCUUUAGAGGAUACAGCACUGAUCAAUUGCGCUCUCUGGAUUUUUACUACCUACUCGCGUGCUUUGCACUCUCAUUCAUCCCAGCGAUCACGAUUGCUAUUAUCUUGGCCUUUGCGGUUUAUGCAAUGGCAGGGAAAGUGAUUUGGAACAAGCGCCGGCAUCUGGACGGGUUCCUCAAUCCUCUCAACGAAAACCCUUUUACUCAGAUAGUAACGACAGAAAUCGAGAUCACACAUCAAGAACGCUUUAUUGUUAAAGAAGAUGACGAAGCCCAAAAUACAUCUGAGAGGAUUGAGCAGUUCACACCCUACUCUGUCAACGUUCAGGUUGACCCCCAAGAUCAACCAGGACGUCCAAUGCCGGCACCGAUGCGUGUGCGUGGCAUAACACGGGAUAUAGCGGAAUCCGAGACAAACCCCGAUGCUUGGCUAUAUGCACGAGUUGCAUUUCUUUUUUUUCUAGCCCUGCUCAUCACUUGGGUUCCAUCUAGCGUGAACCGAGUGUAUGCUAUGGUAAAUCCGGACGAAGUAAACUUUGCUCUCAAUUAUGUCUCGUCAUUUGUCUUCCCACUACAGGGUUUCUGGAAUGUCAUCGUCUACAUUGUUACAUCUCAGCAAGCAUGCCGCCGACUAUGGAGUUCAAUGACUCGAAGGAGUUCAACGCGCCAGAAUGCGAAUUUUGGCCCGAACUUUACGGGCGGGGAUGUUGACGGACAACAUCGGUUUCCAUCCAAUUCAAAGCAGAGGUUACGGAGCAUUUCUAGCUUCAGUAAUACAUAA
Lachnellula hyalina is the source of this 1107-nucleotide messenger RNA. RefSeq lists its product as uncharacterized. The record is from RefSeq and is a predicted model, not a curated record. Gene Ontology annotation, cellular component: plasma membrane. Bases 1 to 1107 code for a protein of 368 amino acids. The transcript has 3 exons. Gene Ontology annotation, molecular function: G protein-coupled receptor activity. Gene Ontology annotation, biological process: adenylate cyclase-activating G protein-coupled receptor signaling pathway. Lineage: Eukaryota; Fungi; Ascomycota; Leotiomycetes; Helotiales; Lachnaceae.